Phacochoerus africanus (Common warthog) is the source of this 2184-nucleotide messenger RNA. It is a transcript of the gene GGT1, whose product is annotated as gamma-glutamyltransferase 1. NCBI's taxonomy places the organism in Eukaryota, Metazoa, Chordata, Mammalia, Artiodactyla, Suidae. The transcript is spliced from 15 exons. Gene Ontology annotation, biological process: regulation of inflammatory response; glutathione catabolic process; regulation of immune system process. Gene Ontology annotation, molecular function: glutathione gamma-glutamate hydrolase. The record is from RefSeq and is a predicted model, not a curated record. The coding region runs from base 355 to 2061 and encodes 568 amino acids. Gene Ontology annotation, cellular component: plasma membrane.
GGGAGGGGAGGAGCUGAGCACUGAGGACUCAGCUCUGUGCUGGAGCUCUGCCGGAGGAGCAGCCCUGCAGCCAGGGUGAGCAGCCAACAAGACAGCUUCCAGCUUUGAGCCUGGGUCGCCAUCAGCUUCCUGCCCAGAGCCGUGUUCUCACACCCAGGGGACAGGACGCCUCGCAGGCUGUGGAGGACCAGGAGACUGAGUGGUACAGGAGUCUCCCUGGAGCAGGUUCUGUGGCCACAGGCUCCUGCAGAGUGUGAAGGAGACCCCACAUAUUUCUCCAGCUGUUUCAGCCCAAACUGUCUUCUGUGGCCACCUCUCCAGGGGCUCGUGGCUUGCACUCCCUGAGGAAGAGCCAUGAAGAAGCGGUACCUGCUGCUGGCCCUGGCGGCCGUGGCCCUAGUGCUCCUCAUCCUUGGCCUCUGCCUCUGGCUACCUUCGAACUCCAAGCCACACAACCAUGUGUACCCCAGGGCAGCUGUGGCCACGGAUGCCCUGCGCUGCUCAGAGAUUGGGAGGGACACACUGCGGGACGGCGGUUCGGCUGUAGAUGCUGCCAUCGCGGCCCUGCUGUGCGUGGGGCUCAUGAACGCCCACAGCAUGGGCAUCGGGGGUGGCCUGUUCCUUACCAUCUACAACAGCACCACGCGAAAGGCUGAAAUCAUCAAUGCCCGAGAGGUGGCCCCUCGGCUGGCCUCUGCCAGCAUGUUCAACAGCUCGGAGCAGUCGGAGGAAGGAGGACUGUCAGUGGCGGUUCCUGGAGAGAUCCGUGGCUAUGAGCUGGCGCACCAACGGCAUGGGCGGCUGCCCUGGGCUCGCCUCUUCCAGCCCAGCAUUGAGCUGGCCAGCCAGGGCUUCCCUGUGGGAAAGGGCUUGGCGGCAGCCCUGGAGAGAAGCCAGGACGCCAUCAAGCGACACCCUGCGCUGUGCGAGGUGUUCUGCCGGAAUGGAAAUGUGCUGCGAGAGGGGGACCUGGUGACCAUGCCUCGGCUGGCCAAAACCUAUGAGACACUGGCUGUCGAGGGCGCCCAGGCUUUCUACAAUGGGAGCCUCACCGCCCAGAUUGUCAAGGACAUCCAGGAAGCUGGGGGCAUUGUGACGGCUGAGGACCUCAACAACUACCGUGCAGAGCUGAUUGAGCAGCCGCUCCGCAUCAGCCUCGGGGACGCCCAGCUCUAUGCGCCCAAUGCCCCGCUCAGCGGGCCGGUGUUGGCCCUCAUCCUCAACAUCCUCAAAGGGUACAACUUCUCCCGGGCAAGUGUGGAGACACCAGAGCAGAAAGGCCUGACCUACCACCGCAUUGUGGAGGCCUUCCGCUUCGCCUACGCCAAGAGGACCCUGCUUGGGGACCCUAAGUUUGUCAAUGUGACCGAGGUGGUCCGCAACAUGAGCUCCGAGUUCUUUGCUGCCCAGCUUCGGGCCCGGAUCUCCGAUACCACCACUCACCCGGACUCCUACUAUGAGCCUGAGUUCUACACACCGGAUGACGCGGGCACCGCCCACCUAUCUGUGGUCUCGGAGGAUGGCAGCGCCGUGUCGGCCACCAGCACCAUCAACCUCUACUUUGGUUCCAAGGUGCGAUCCCGGAUAAGUGGAAUCCUGUUCAACGAUGAGAUGGACGACUUCAGCUCCCCCAACAUCACCAACCAGUUCGGGGUGCGCCCUUCACCAGCCAACUUCAUCACACCAGGAAAACAGCCACUCUCAUCCAUGUGCCCCGUGAUCAUCGUGGGUGAGGACGGCCAGGUCCGCAUGGUGGUGGGUGCCUCGGGGGGCACACAGAUCACCACAUCCACCGCGCUGGCCAUCAUCCACAGCCUGUGGUUUGGCUACGAUGUGAAGCGGGCAGUGGAGGAACCCCGGUUGCACAACCAGCUUUUGCCCAACACGACGACGCUGGAGAAGGGCAUUGACCAGGCAGUGGCUGCAGCCCUGAAGACACGGCACCACUACAUCCAGGACGCGUCCACCUUCAUUGGUGUGGUACAGGCCAUUGUCCGCACACCCAGCGGCUGGGCGGCUGCCUCAGACUCCAGGAAGGGUGGGGAGCCUGCAGGCUACUGAGUGCUCAGGCAGUCAAGGGGGUCUGGCAGCCUGGAGAUAAGUGAGCGGCAAAGCAGUGCAAUAAAUGGGGGCUGCAGUGCCCAGCUCUGGGCAGUCUUGCUGGCUGACUUCCAAUUCCCUGGG